Varanus komodoensis (Komodo dragon) is the source of this 2215-nucleotide messenger RNA. It is a transcript of the gene PIP4P2, whose product is annotated as phosphatidylinositol-4,5-bisphosphate 4-phosphatase 2. The record is from RefSeq and is a predicted model, not a curated record. The transcript is spliced from 7 exons. Gene Ontology annotation, cellular component: plasma membrane; late endosome membrane; phagocytic vesicle membrane. Gene Ontology annotation, biological process: phosphatidylinositol dephosphorylation. The coding region runs from base 46 to 819 and encodes 257 amino acids. Gene Ontology annotation, molecular function: phosphatidylinositol-4,5-bisphosphate 4-phosphatase activity. Lineage: Eukaryota; Metazoa; Chordata; Lepidosauria; Squamata; Varanidae.
GCCAGCAGCCUCUCCUUUGCCGCCGCCGCCGCCGCUGCAGCAGUCAUGGCUGCGGACGGGGUGGACGAGCGGUCCCCGCUGCUGUCAGCGCCCAGCUCGGGCACAGUGACGCCGACAGCCCCGCCGUAUUUCCCAGGCAGCAGCCCGAGAGCAGAACUGCCUCCACCUUAUACUGCUAUUGCCAGCCCUGAUGCCAGUGGUGUUCCUGUAAUAAACUGCCGUGUGUGCCAAUCACUAAUCAAUUUGGAAGGGAAGCUUCACCAGCAUGUUGUCAAAUGCACAGAUUGCAAUGAAGCUACGCCAAUCAAAAACCCUCCUUCAGGGAAAAAGUAUGUUAGAUGCCCAUGUAAUUGUCUGCUUAUCUGUAAGGAUACAUCACAGAGAAUAGGAUGUCCAAGACCCAAUUGUAGGCGCAUCAUUAAUCUUGGUCCAGUUAUGCUGAUUCCGGAGGAGCAGCCAGCACAGCCAGCAAUACCUGUUCAGCCUGAAGGCACCAGAGUAGUAUGUGGGCACUGUGGAAACACAUUCCUAUGGAUGGAACUGAGGUUCAACACUUUGGCAAAGUGCCCACAUUGCAAAAAAAUUUCUUCUGUUGGAUGUGCACUCCCACGACGGCGGUGCUGUGCAUAUAUUACCAUUGGAAUGAUAUUUAUCUUCAUUGGAGUGGGGUUAACUGUUGGUACACAAGAUUUUGCCAGGAAUUUUCAUGCCACAUAUGUUUCUUGGGCUAUUGCUUACCUCUUAGGCUUGGUCUGCCUAAUUCGAGCCUGCUAUUGGGGAGCCAUAAAAGUCAGUUAUCCAGAGCACAGUUUUGCAUAAACUCUUAAUGGUAUCUUAUGUAGAAAAUGAAGCUUUCUGGAGGGUCUGAUAAUGAUAUGAGCUGAGUAAUUUAAACCUUUUUCCUUUUGAAUUUUUCAUUACAAAUAAUGUUAAGGCUGGGGAUCCUUUAAGAACAAAUGUUCAUUGCACUACAUUAUAUGCAAAUAGUUUGUUUUGCUGCUAGAUUCCCAAGCUCUGAGUAUUAAAGCUUUGUUUACAUUAUCAAACAUCUGUCUUAAAAUGUAGUGUUGAACUCAGUUCCAACCUACAGUAUUCUUUUUUCCAUAUUAAACAUCAGCCUGUGCCAUUUGAGGAUAAGUACGCAAAAGCAAGAUGUGUUUAUAGGUGUUUCUACAAUUGCUUCACGUUUGUAUGUACACUUUUAAAAAACUGUGUCAAAGCAGCUUGCUUUACAUUUUUAAGCAAUAAGCAUUUUGCUUGAACUGCUUACUGUAACUUUUACUUAAGAUCAGAGUGUCUUUACUAAGUGUGCAUUGUUUUUGAAAAGUGGGGCUUUUGCUAGAGAGACAUUAUUGUAAACACUAUGCUUUCAAACGUCCAGGUUGAGAAAUGCAAUAUUUUGGUAAUCCAGAUAAAGGAAAAAAGACAUUCAUUUAUCCCUUACUGAAAUUCAACUUAGGUAAUUAUUCUUUAUUUCAAGGACCCUGGGACUUAAUAUUUUUUAUCUUUUUACAGGCAAAGCCAUGAUUGGAUUUAUGGAACUUAUCUCCGGUUAUUUGUACUAUGAGUUCCUUUACAGGGUCUAAGUAAGGGAAGUAUUUGAUAUGACAUGUUUUAUACAUUUGGACGACUAUAGGGUGAUAUUGGGUUACCUCAUAGUUUGCUUGGAUCGUGGUUUAUUUUCCACAAUGGGAGAAUUCUCUUGUCACUGAAAAGGGAGAUAUUAUAGCUUUACACUAACUGAUAUGAAAUAAAUAAGAGUAGUUACUCUGAUCAUUCCAUCAAUGUCUAGCUGAUCAGUAGUACAUUAAAAACUAAUCUAAUGAUACAAAAACUAAAGAAAAUUUUAUUAAGGUCUGUUCAAAAAAGGAUUAUGGGGACCAGUUAUUGCACUGCCCAUCUUUGAAAUUUUACAUAGAGUGUUUUUCUAAAUUCAGAAUUCCGUGAGUUCUUUAGAUUAAAGUAGUUCUUAGACAGUGGGGUCAAGAAGUUAGAUUAAUGUGGAUGUUCCAGGGUUGUGUAUAAUAUUUUCAAUGAUCUGUAUUCCUGUGUGGGGGAAAAGUGAUGCUUGGAUGAGGAUUUGGAGCACAAUAAAUGUAUCCUUCAAACUGUAAAUGAAAGUCUUUGUAUAAUGUUAAAUGUACAAACACAGUAGCUCAGGAUUACCAUGUACCUUUUAAAAAGAAACAUUAAUAAAACUUAUUAUUCAAAGCUA